Molecule: messenger RNA, 3865 nt
Organism: Euleptes europaea (tarantolino)
Lineage: Eukaryota; Metazoa; Chordata; Lepidosauria; Squamata; Sphaerodactylidae
Gene: MTR
Product: 5-methyltetrahydrofolate-homocysteine methyltransferase
Exons: 33
Coding region: 1-3807 (1268 amino acids)
Biological process (GO): pteridine-containing compound metabolic process
Molecular function (GO): zinc ion binding; methionine synthase activity; cobalamin binding
Source: RefSeq, a predicted model, not a curated record
AUGUCGCCCACGCUGCACGAGUCGGCUCAGCCCCGUCAGCAGCCGAACGACAUCAAGAAAAGUUUGAAAGAUGAAAUUGAAUCAAUUUUGCGAGAGCGCAUUAUGGUUUUGGAUGGAGGCAUGGGGACCAUGAUCCAGCAAUAUAGCUUGACAGAAGAGGCAUUUCGAGGUCAAGAAUUUAAGGAUCAUCCCAAGUCCCUGAAGGGAAACAAUGACUUAUUGAGUAUAACUCAAUCUGAUAUAAUCUGCAAAAUUCACAAGGAAUACUUGUUGUCUGGCGCUGAUAUCAUCGAGACAAACACUUUCAGCAGUACCAGAAUAGCACAAGCUGACUAUGGCCUUGAGCAUCUGGCUUAUCGAUUAAAUAAAAUAUCAGCACAAGUAGCUCGAAAAGCAGCCAAUGAUGUUACUGCUCAGACAGGAAGUAAAAGGUACGUUGCUGGGGCAAUGGGUCCUACAAACAAGACCCUUUCAGUGUCCCCUUCAGUGGAGAAGCCAGAUUACAGGAAUGUUAGUUUUGAUGAACUGGUGGAAGCAUACACAGAACAGGCCAGAGGACUUCUAGACGGUGGAGUGGAUAUCAUGUUAGUUGAAACCAUAUUUGAUACAGCCAAUGCUAAGGCAGCUCUCUUUGCUCUCCAGAAAUUGUUUGAGGAAGAGUAUUAUCCCAGACCAAUAUUUGUAUCGGGAACCAUUGUCGACAAAAGUGGCCGCACUCUCUCUGGCCAGACUGGGGAAGCCUUCGUCAUCAGUAUAUCUCACAGCGAGCCGCUUUGCAUUGGAUUAAACUGUGCUUUGGGAGCAGUGGAAAUGAGGCCUUUCAUUGAAACUAUUGGGAAGUGCACAACUGCCUUCAUCAUUUGUUAUCCCAAUGCAGGUCUUCCUAAUACCUUUGGUGGUUAUGAUGAAACUCCUGAAGUCACUGCCAAGCACCUGAAGGAAUUUGCCUUAGAUGGUUUGGUGAACAUAGUUGGUGGCUGCUGCGGGACAACACCAGCACACAUCCGGAAGAUAGCAGACGCCGUAAAAGCGUGCAAGCCUCGCGCUCCUGCCGCCUCUGUGUCUGAAGGGUGUAUGUUGCUGUCAGGUCUGGAACCAUUCAGGAUUGGACAAUACACCAACUUUGUUAAUAUUGGUGAACGCUGCAAUGUUGCAGGAUCAAGAAAGUUUGCCAAACUCAUCAUGACAGGCAAUUACGAAGAAGCACUGAGUGUUGCUAAGGCCCAGGUUGAGAUGGGGGCUCAAAUUUUGGAUAUAAAUAUGGAUGAUGGAAUGCUGGAUGGACCAAACGCUAUGACUAGAUUCUGCAACUUCAUCGCUUCGGAGCCUGACAUUGCCAAGGUGCCGCUCUGUAUCGACUCAUCAAAUUUCUUAGUGAUAGAGGCUGGACUGAAAUGUUGUCAAGGCAAAUGCAUAGUGAAUAGCAUCAGUCUGAAAGAAGGUGAAGAUGACUUCCUGGCAAAAGCAAGACAGAUAAGAAAAUAUGGAGCAGCUGUGGUAGUUAUGGCCUUCGAUGAAGUGGGUCAGGCCACAGAAACAGAAGAAAAAUUUUUGAUCUGCCGCCGAGCCUACCACCUUCUGGUUACCAAAGUGGGCUUUAAUCCAAAUGAUAUAAUUUUUGAUCCCAACAUUCUGACCAUCGGUACUGGAAUGGAAGAACAUAACAUGUAUGCUGUUAACUUUAUCAAUGCAGCUAAAACCAUAAAAGAAACACUACCCGGUGUCAAAAUAAGUGGCGGUCUUUCCAAUCUGUCCUUUUCUUUUCGAGGAAUGGAAGCUAUUCGAGAAGCAAUGCAUGGGGUUUUUCUUUACCAUGCAAUUAAGUCUGGAAUGGACAUGGGAAUAGUGAAUGCAGGGAACCUGCCAGUAUAUGAUGAUAUCCAUAAGGAGCUUUUGCAGUUAUGUGAAGAUUUGAUUUGGAAUAAAGAUCCAGAUGCAACCGAGAAGCUCUUGCGUUAUGCUCAGACCCAUGCUCAAGGAGGAAAGAGAGUGGUGCAGACUGAUGAAUGGCGAAAUUGCUCUGUAGAGGAAAGACUGGAGUAUGGACUCGUCAAGGGCAUUGAGAAAUAUGUGGUUGAGGACACAGAAGAAGCCAGAUUGAACAAAGACAAGUAUCCCAGACCUCUGAACAUAAUUGAGGGGCCUUUGAUGAAUGGCAUGAAAAUAGUCGGUGAUCUUUUUGGGGCUGGCAAGAUGUUUCUGCCUCAGGUGAUUAAGUCUGCUCGUGUUAUGAAGAAAGCAGUCGGUCAUCUCAUUCCCUUCAUGGAGCAGGAAAGAGAGGAAAUGCGCGCAUUGUCAGGAAGUACGGAAGAAGAUAACCCUUAUAAUGGCACGAUUGUGUUGGCUACAGUGAAAGGUGAUGUGCAUGACAUUGGCAAGAAUAUUGUGGGAGUUGUUCUAGGCUGCAAUAAUUUCAGAGUUAUUGAUUUAGGAGUCAUGACUCCAUGUGACAAGAUACUCAGAGCGGCUCUGGAAAAUAAAGCAGAUUUCAUUGGCCUGUCUGGUCUCAUCACACCCUCUUUGGAUGAGAUGAUAUUCGUUGCUAAGGAAAUGGAGAGAUUAGAAAUAAAGAUUCCGUUGCUGAUUGGAGGAGCCACUACUUCUAAAACACACACAGCAGUAAAAAUUGCUCCACGAUACAGUGCUCCUGUCAUUCAUGUCCUGGAUGCUUCUAAGAGUGUGGUAGUUUGUUCUCAGCUUUUAGAUGAGAAUCUAAAGGAUGACUUCUUUGAAGAAAUACUAGAGGAAUAUGAAGAUAUUAGACAGGACCACUACGACUCUCUCAAGGAAAGGAGAUAUUUGUCCCUGCAGCAAGCAAGAAGCAAGAGCUUUUGUUAUGAUUGGCUAACACAGCCUAAUCUAGUUAAACCACAGUUCAUUGGCACUAAAGUUUUUGAAGAUUAUAACUUGCAGAAGCUGGUGGAAUACAUUGAUUGGAAGCCAUUUUUCGAUGUCUGGCAACUUAGGGGCAAAUACCCAAACCGGGGAUUUCCUAAAAUCUUCAAAGAUAGAGCAGUAGGGGAAGAGGCAAAAAAAGUCUAUAAUGAUGCUCAGAGCUUGCUGAAAACUUUGAUUGCACAAAAGAAGCUUAAAGCCAAGGGUCUGAUUGGAUUUUGGCCAGCUCGGAGCGUUCAAGACGACAUUUUUUUAUAUGUGGAUGAGGAAAUGCAGUCACCAGAACCAAUAGCUAAAUUCCAUGGCUUACGGCAGCAGGCUGAGAAAGACCCUGCCAGUACAGAUCCCUAUUACUGCCUGUCGGACUUUAUAGCCCCUCUGGAAUCUGGAGUUAAUGAUUAUCUGGGCUUGUUUGCUGUGGCGUGCUUUGGAGUAGAUGAGUUGUGCAAGGAGUAUGAGAAACAAUGUGAUGACUACAAUAUCAUAAUGGUGAAAGCUCUGGCAGACCGCUUGGCAGAGGCAUUUGCAGAGGAACUCCACGAAAGGGUUCGUAAAGAAUUCUGGGCUUACUGUGAAAAUGAGCAGCUGGAAUUUUCCGAAUUACGUAGAAUCAGAUAUGAGGGAAUCCGUCCAGCUCCUGGGUAUCCCUGUCAACCUGACCACACAGAAAAACUCACUAUGUGGAAACUGGCAAAUAUUGAGGACGCAACAGGUAUUCAGCUGACUGAAUCUUUAGCAAUGAUGCCCGCUUCAGCAGUAUCUGGUCUCUACUUUUCUAAUCCUGAAUCCAAAUACUUUGCUGUUGGGAAAAUAUUGAAAGAUCAGGUGGAAGAUUAUGCCUUACGGAAAAACAUCGCGGUGGCAGAGGUUGAAAAAUGGCUGGGACCCAUUCUUGGAUAUGAUCCAGAAUAAGUGUGUGCAUGUAAGGGGUGGGAGGGAGCUAGGCAAAUUGAGGGCUGGAGCUCAGGAG